AUGGAUUUACUAUUGCAACUUGUCAUUGAAAUAUUUCCAAUAGCAUCAUUAAUUUUCAUCAUUGCCGUUUGUGGAGGCAAACAAAACGGAGAUGGUCCGAAAUCGACGAAAAGCGUCAACGAAACGGCUCAAAAAGAGCCAACAAAUACAGUUGAUGGUCCGAAAAAUGAUGGUGCUGCUGAUGUUGGCUCGAAAGAGGAAUUUGUGGAGAAGAAGGAGAACGAGGCGAAAGAGGAGAAGCCGAAGGAGGAAAAACGCGAUGUUGAAAAGGACGUGUUUCUCGACGACAAAAACGAGCACAUCAAUUUCAUUGUGGAGAAUUGUAAGACGCGCGAUCCGGCGAUUCUCAGAGAAUUUUGUAUUCACGCGAAAUUGCUCAACGAGCAAAUUGGAUGUUUUCAAUGGGCGAUGAAAAAGCGUUUCGUGUUCGAUGAGACCAGCUGGAAGCACUUGAGUCGCCGAAUUUCGCUUCUCAAGGCCGAGGGUUUCGAUGUACGCGUGAAUACGCGAAAAGCCAAAGAGAACAAGGCGCAAACGGAGGCGAAACCGACGCGAAUCGACGCGAUUCUCAAUCAAAAAAACGCUGGAAAGAAGAAGAAGGCCAAAAAUCUCGAAUGA
Molecule: messenger RNA, 618 nt
Organism: Caenorhabditis bovis
Lineage: Eukaryota; Metazoa; Nematoda; Chromadorea; Rhabditida; Rhabditidae
Source: the annotation of a GenBank genome assembly